Saccharomycodes ludwigii is the source of this 1986-nucleotide messenger RNA. It is a transcript of the gene MSA1, whose product is annotated as Msa1p. The record is from RefSeq and is a predicted model, not a curated record. The coding region runs from base 1 to 1986 and encodes 661 amino acids. Lineage: Eukaryota; Fungi; Ascomycota; Saccharomycetes; Saccharomycodales; Saccharomycodaceae. The transcript has a single exon.
AUGGAUAAAAAUAAUACCAAUACCAAUACUAGGAAUAUUAAAACGCCUAGUAGACUUAACUAUGAGAAUUUACUGACAUCAUCAAAAAAUGCUGGUGAAGUUACACCCAAACAUAAAAGAAGAGGAAGACCAAGAAUAUUAAAAGACUAUAUGAAUCCAAUGAAAUCUCCAAUGGCAAACACUUCGUUAAAAGUACAAAAAUUGGGAUAUAAUGAAAUGAAACCAGUAAUGAAAGUAGCACAUAGCUCACCUUCUAAUUCUAGUACUAUUUCUAGUGCCAAUAAUAACAAUUCAAAUUCUUCUUCUUCCAAUAAUACUACCCCAUCAUUCACGCCCGGUACUACUCAUAGUAAUAACAAUAGUAAUAGGGCUAGUAUAGCGACCUCGUCUCCAUUUAAUAGCCUCAUUAACGACAGGAGCCCGAAUAACUUAGAAAGUCCUGAUAAUAAUAAUAAUAAUAAUGACAAUAGUAGUAGUAAUAAUCACGUUAAUAUAUCUAGUGAAAAGAAAAGAAACAAAUACCAAAAUUCCAUCAGUCAAAUAGAAAUGAAUUCGCCUCUUGGAAAGAAAAGAGGAAAGUUUGGUGGGGUUAUAUUAAAUAACAAUAAAAAUAGUCCCAAUUUCACAGCUAAUCGGUUAUCGGGGAAAAAAACAAAAAAAAUUAGGAAAAAUAGCAUUACCGAAAACAAGAGAUCCAUUUCAAACACAGUAUCAUCUGAUAUUAGCACAGAUGCCACAUGUAAUACCUCUCUCAUUACAUCAUCAAAUGUACCAAGUGUUAUAUCGGAUGAUAGUUCUGCCAUUAUUUCUACACCUAAUGUAAACAAAUUUGCAUUUUCUUUGAAAAUUGAUCCUUCUUCUGGAAAAGCGUUUAUUGAUUCACCAAAUGAUACCAAAAACUCCACAAUCUCUUUAAAGGGAUCAUAUUUGAAUACAGUUGACAAUAGCAAAAAUGUUAUUGAUACAGAAAGGAAAACAGGUGCAAAGGACAAUGCAGCUUCUACUACAAUAGAACCAUUGAUAGAGACUAUACCUUCCAAUCCAGAAACCUCAUCUCCUACCAUCAACAAGAAGAGAAUUCUUUCCCUAUUGAGUAAAAUGAAAAGGAAAAACAAUAAUGUUACAUCUUCCGAUGACCAAGAUACUAGCACAGAGAAUACGAGGGAUGGUCAUAAUAAUAAUAAUAAUAAUACAUAUAAUACAAUUGAUUCAGAAAAAUCUCCUAUGUUUACAAAAUUAAUUUUAACUCCACCCCCUACAGCUGCAAGAUAUAGUCCAAGGAGUAUUAAGCUGGAUUUAUUACGACAGCAACAAUCCUGGACUGCUAGUGCUAAAACAACCAAUAUUUUGGUGGAUACGACUGCAACUACUAGUAAUUUAUCAAACACUUUUUCGUCAGGGAUAAAUAGUACUGCUACCACUACCAACAACAACAGUGGAGUCGAUAGCGAUGACGAAUACAAAAAGUUUAUAAACACAAGCCCAGUUGUUUAUGAACAGCACCAACCAUUGAAUAUGGAUUCUGCCAAAGAUUUAUUAUCUUCGCCGAUAACGAAUAUUAUAAUGAGGAACAUAAACAAUGCAAUGACGAAUAGUUCUAUUAAUACAGCUGGUAAUAAUAUCACAGGGUCACCGAUAUACUUUGGUAGACAGCAUAACACCGGAUCUCAUAAGAGAAAUAGUAGCGCUAGCAGCGUGUUUAUAAAUAAUUGCGUUUUGAAUUCACCAAAUGCUCUAAAUACUACCAUGAAUAGUAAUAGUAAUAAUCUAUAUUCAAACAAUUUUUCUACAAUGUUACCACCAUCUUCUACAAACCAGCAUAUCAGAAACUAUGAUGAAAAUCCCAACACUAUUAAUAUUAUUCAUAAUAACAACAAUAAUGAUAGUUCUAACGACGACAACAAUGAUAAUACUAACAAUAACAAUAAUAAUCCUUCUUCAAUUUACGAUCUGGAGCUAUUAUCCAGUCCAAAAAAGUCUUGGUAA